AUGUCGAAAAGACUUGCAGAGUUCCCAUUGGAGGGUGUCCUUUCCCCCAAAAAGGCGCGUUUGAAAUAUGUCGACAAUAAUAGCAAUGAUCAACAGAUGAUAGAAGCUAGCGAAGAAGAUGUGCUUCAGGACGCUGUAGCUGCGCAAGACAACUCAGAUCUCUCGGAUACCGAUAAAGAAACGGCUGUCUACAGCUACCGACAAAACAAGCCCUUGGAAGGCUUUGACGAUCUUUACCUUGAUACCGUCAACCGCGCAAUUCUCGAUUUCGAUUUCGAAAAGCUUUGCUCUGUCAGCCUUGUCAAUUAUAACGUCUAUGCCUGUCUCGUGUGCAGCAAGUACUUCCAGGGUCGCGGUCCCAAGUCUUACGCUUAUCAUCAUGCGGUUGAUACCGACCACCACGUCUUCAUCAAUCUUUCUGACCAGAAGGUAUGGAUUCUUCCCGAGGGUUAUGAGGUCAAGAGUUCCGGUCUGGAUGAUAUCAAGUUUGUGUUAGAACCGCACUACACCAAGCGUGAUUUGAUGAAGCUGGAUAGCAACACCCAUGGGGUUUAUGAUUUCUCAAACAAUUUGUACCGACCUGGAUUUGUUGGCAUGAACAACAUUAAGGCGAACGAUUACUUCAACGUUGUGAUUCAGAUUUUGUCUCAUGUCACACCUCUUCGAAACUUUUUCCUUUGUCACGAGUUCCCCACCACCGGCACACCUGAACUCGCUCUACGUUUCUCGACCCUUGUGCGCAAACUUUGGAACCCGAAGGCAUUCAGAUCUCACGUGUCUCCUCAGGAACUACUUCAGUACAUCGGGCUCGUUACUUCGAGACGGUUUACUUCUACCAAACAGGCAGAUCCCGUGGAAUUUCUAUCUUGGCUCCUGAAUAAUCUCCACCAGUCACUUGGGGGCUCGAAAAAGCUUUCCACUAAGCGUACUACUGCUGUGCAAUUUGCAUUCCAGGGCCAGAUGCGUGUUGAAAGCCAGGCUAUCACAGCACAGGCCGACGACCGAAAUGAGCGUUUGACGUUCAUCGAUUCUGACGUCAUUGAGAGCAAAGUCGUUCCUUUCUUCAUGCUUACUUUGGAUCUACCGCCAACCCCCCUGUUCCAAUCGGCUGUUAAAGACGAUAUUGUUCCUCAAGUGUCACUGUCCUCCCUACUUCGCAAGUAUAGCGGUCGCACAGCCACUGAAAGAGCGUCUAACCGUGUUAGACAUCGACUAAUUCACCCGUUGCCUCCUUAUCUGAUCUUUCACGUCAAGCGUUUCACGUCAAACAUCUGGCUGUCCGAGCGCAAUCCUACAAUUGUGACUCAUGCUUCGCCCGACGGCCUAAACAUGGCACCCUACGUCGAGCCGAACCCAGACGUUUGGCCUCCAUCUGAGCCCAUCUUUUAUGACCUAGUAUCCAGCAUUACCCUCGAUACUUCCCUUGUUACGAAGGGCAACGUCGAUGAUGCUGUCAAAACAGUUGUCAAUCCCACAACUGGUGCUAAAUCGACUACCGUUGAUCACAAGGUCGCAUGGGUCGCUCAGAUCCGCGAUAAGGCAGUAGAUCGUGAGAAUGCCCGUCAAGACAACGACGAAGAUCGCCCCAACUGGUAUGAAAUCCAAGAUUUGUCCAUUAGAAAGGAUGAAUCCGAAAUUAUCCAGACUCUUUUCACGAAAGAGACCUACUUGAUGGUUUGGGAGCGCCGAAAGGUCCCUGGAAAAGGAAAGGGACCGGCUUCGGAAGCCAACUAA
Penicillium taxi is the source of this 1734-nucleotide messenger RNA. RefSeq names its product ubiquitin carboxyl-terminal hydrolase family protein. The record is from RefSeq and is a predicted model, not a curated record. The transcript is spliced from 2 exons. Gene Ontology annotation, molecular function: zinc ion binding; cysteine-type deubiquitinase activity. Gene Ontology annotation, biological process: protein deubiquitination; spliceosomal complex assembly; mRNA processing. Bases 1 to 1734 code for a protein of 577 amino acids. NCBI's taxonomy places the organism in Eukaryota, Fungi, Ascomycota, Eurotiomycetes, Eurotiales, Aspergillaceae.